Nilaparvata lugens (brown planthopper) is the source of this 5208-nucleotide messenger RNA. RefSeq names its product Y+L amino acid transporter 2. NCBI's taxonomy places the organism in Eukaryota, Metazoa, Arthropoda, Insecta, Hemiptera, Delphacidae. Gene Ontology annotation, molecular function: L-amino acid transmembrane transporter activity. The transcript is spliced from 13 exons. Gene Ontology annotation, biological process: amino acid transmembrane transport. Gene Ontology annotation, cellular component: membrane. Bases 426 to 1946 code for a protein of 506 amino acids. The record is from RefSeq and is a predicted model, not a curated record.
ACUUUACUUGGGCAAUUUCCUCAAUGAAACGGCACUGACGCGAAAACAAGAGAAUGGCAGCACCUAGGCCUAUUUUCCUCUCAUCCGCUCCUACAAUUGCAGUGCAUUGCUGACCGGUAAUAGCCAAGGAUACUGACAAGUGAUCGGUGCUGCAGUCAGGCUUCAUUUGUGGAAACAGUGUAGAAAAUUUUGUGUGCGCAUGCGUGUUGAGUGACGACGAAGGGUAUUCCUCCCUCCAACGUGAGUGCUGAGGGGCUGUGCGCAGCGCAAGGCAUAGCUUGCCCCUUCAACACAGAUCUCAUCUCAUCUCAUCUCACGCCGAGCUGUCUGUCUCUACAACGUGCGUUUCCAAUACGUGCUGUUCUCAUGCUGUAAGUGCGUUAAACUAGUUCGAGUGAGUGUAGAGUGCGUGCGUGUGUGCUGAGAUGACGAUAACGUCGCGUAGUGUGUCAGCCGAGAAGCUGCGCUCGCCGGAAGAGGUUCCGCUGCAGCCGUCUGCUGCGCAGUCGAGCGGCAAUGUAGCAGACACAGCCGGCGACGGCGACGACGGCGUCUGCCUCAAGGCCAAAAUGAGUCUGCUGAACGGCAUCACCGUCAUCGUCGGCAGCAUCAUCGGAUCGGGCAUCUUCGUCUCGCCGACUGGUGUGCUCGUCUCAACCGGCUCCGUCAACAUGGCACUCAUCGUUUGGACAGCUUCUGGCAUUUUCUCAAUGGUAGGAGCCUAUUGCUACGCUGAGUUGGGAUGCAUGAUUUCGAAGUCAGGGGCCGACUACGCCUAUAUCAUGGAGACGUUCGGGCCUUUUCUUGCAUUCAUGCGGCUUUGGGUGGAGUGCAUGAUAGUGCGGCCGUGCUCGCAGGCCAUAGUCGCCCUCACAUUCAGCAUCUAUGUCCUCAAGCCCUUCUUCCCAGAUUGUCAACCGCCAGAAGAAUCUUUGAGGCUGCUUGCUGUCUGCUGUAUAUUAAUUUUGACGUUUGUUAAUUGCUGGGAUGUGAAAUGGGCUACAAGAGUACAAGAUACAUUCACCUACGCCAAACUACUAGCUCUCUGCAUUAUAAUUGGUGCUGGAGUUAUGAAACUAAUCGAAGGAAAGACUCAGUAUUUCACUUUCGAAAAUACAACGUAUGAGCCUACAUCAAUAGCCCUUUCAUUUUAUUCUGGACUAUUCGCUUACAACGGGUGGAAUUACUUAAAUUUCAUAAUUGAAGAGCUUAAGGAUCCAAUCAAGAAUCUGCCAAGAGCCAUUGCCAUCUCAUGUACUCUGGUUACAAUAGUUUAUGUGAUGACAAACGUUGCCUUCUAUACAACGUUAUCGCCCAAAGAAGUGUUGCAGUCGGAGGCUGUGGCUGUGACUUUCGCCAAUGAGAUAUUCGGUUACCUUGCCUGGACUAUACCAGUAUUUGUGGCAAUGUCAACAUUUGGAGCUGUGAAUGGAAUUCUCCUGACAUCAUCAAGACUUUUCUAUGCGGGUGCAUGUGAAGGCCAAAUGCCAGAGAUUCUCACAAUGAUCCAAAUCAAGCGAUUGACUCCCACUCCAGCAGUAUUGUGCAUUGCGCUGCUAUCUCUUCUCUACUUAACUGUCUCUGAUAUUCAGGCUCUCAUAAACUAUGUUGGCUUUGCAACUUGGUUAAGUAUUGGAGUCUCCGUUUUAUGUCUUCCAGUUCUUCGAUACACUCAACCAGCUUUGAAGAGGCCUAUCAAAGUGAAUCUAAUAUUCCCAAUAGUCUAUAUUGUAGCCACCAUUCUGGUAACUGUUGUGCCUAUGAUAGCCGAACCAAAACAAACAGGAAUUGGAUGCCUAAUGAUUUUCACAAGUGUUCCUGUAUAUUUAGUAUUCAUUGCUUGGAAGAGUAAACCCAUAUUCUUCCAAAAAGCAGUUGUGACCGCAACUCGGUUUCUACAGAAAACUAUGUUGGUUGUCGGAAAGCAGAAUCCAGCCAAAGUGUAAACCAAAAUAUUCUCAUCAAUAUUGGUAUUCGCUAUUCAUCAUCAAAAGUUCAUCUCUCCAUAAUUUCAACUCUUAAUGUUGUGAGAAGAAUUUUUUUGAUUUGUUAGAUGAAUAGUCCAGCUACUGAUUGCCAUAUCCUCUCUGUGUACAUUGCCUAUCAUUGGUUUUGGCGCCGGGCCUCUACCAUUUUAUUGUAAAGCUACAAAUCAAUGGUAAUACCGUUUUACAGUAUUAUGCUUUGAUGAAGAGAAAUUAGUUGAUUUAGAACUAACUCUGCAUGUUUAACAGUAUUUUAGACUGAAAACAAACUGUUAAUACUUUGAAAUAUAUUUUUGUAUCUGUUUGCAAUUUUGUAAGAUUAUAGCAGUCGAGACAAACUUAAUGAGCAAUUGGUGGAUUUGAAGAACUCACUGUACUAAGACAGUAGGUGCUUGAAUUAGGGUACUACGUACGACCACACUUUGAAAAUAAAAUAUUACCAAAUUCGAGAAUAUUUUUAGAAAGAUGUUGCCAGUAGACCAUGCUUAAUGACAACUUUGUUCUUUGAUAAAUUUUCAUAAACUGAACAAACAAGCCUUUGAUAUUUCAAUCCUCAAUUAAACUGCAAUGAUAUGAAUACCGCAAUAUUAUUUUAGCAAUCGGAUAAUAAUGUUUUAUUUCUAGAAGAUUCAGUUCAGUUAUUUAUAAAAUGUAUGUUUUAUUUAGUUUAGGUAUUUAAAAAUCAUAAAUGUCAUAUUAUUCGAGGUGAUUUGAUUGUAAUUGAGAUACAAAGUUUUCUCAUGGUAUAACUUUGAAACACAGCCUCAUUCAGUAUCACAUGAAUUUCACAUUAAUGAGAUAGAUUAUUAUUUUUAUACGAAGCUGGACUUGCUCCUUUAGUAUUUAUUUUCACUUCUCUAAAUAAUUUAGAAUAAUUUUAAAAUUAUUUUUAAAAAUUCAAUUGAUGUGCAUCAACUUUUUGGGAUGGCCCCUCUUGAAAAAGAAAGUUACAUGUAGAGAUAAAAUUAGUAAAGAAGAACUAAUGACCGGAGGAAAUGGAAACAGUAUGAAAUAAAAUAAAUCUUUCAUCAAUAGUGAGUUUAUUCUCAACGAAUAUAAUGGAUACAUGAAUGAUGAAAAUAAAAAAUAUUUUUUUUGAGAAAACAUCAAGCUCAUAACAUUUUUACAGUUUUUACUCCGGAACAAAGUUAAUUUUUGAAAAAAACUUUUAAAACUUUUAGCGCGUUGUUCAAAUUAUACUAUUCUGCGCCUAGUCGAUGUACAUUUACAUAUAUAGGUAAUCAAAAUACAAUGUAUAUAUUUCCGAAGGCUACUCUGCACUGUUUAAUCAAGAAUGUAAUUCUAAUCUUCCUAUAGUGGAGAGUACAUAGCUAAAAUGCUGAUGAUGUGAAAAUUCAGAAAUCACCUUAGAAGUAGAAUAUAACCGACCAAUGUCAUUUUGAAGAUAUACGGUACUUCGACAUUUUGACCUUGAUGUGGCAAACAGAAUAAAUAAAUAUAUAAUUUUUAUAACUAUAUAGUUAGCUCUUAAAACCUUGUGAACUAGAAGCCAAAUGUAGCACUUCUUGGUACAAGGUGAUACAUGAUAGGGUAAAGCAUCUCACCUGAAAUAGAUAAAAAAAUUAGAAAAGGAAUAAUUAAUACACAAAAAAUCCAAAAUAGUUAUCGAGGGAGAAACUUGGAAUGUAUCAAGAAUAAAGUUCUAGGGAAAAAAUAUCUGACAUUUAAAAAAUCUUUGAUAUGAACAUUCGUUAUGUAAAAAUUGAUUGAUAAAAAUUUAUGAUAUUUUCAUAUUGAAACACAUUCCUCAUUUUAAAAAAAAACAUUUUGUAGUUCAAAAAUGUAUGAUUUACAGUACAGUAGUACGUUUUAAUAAUUUACAUAAAUUUCCUCCUAUCCCAUCUUGUAUUUCGAAGGAGAAGCUUGGUAAAUUAUUACAAGGAGAAUACAUUCCAAAUACUUUUUUCUAUAAGAAAUACUAAAUUGAUUGUAGGAGGGAAUUCUAACAGCGAAAUAUACAUGAAUGAUUGUUGAAAAUAUGAUUUUCUGAUGACCUGAUGAAAUAUUUUAUUUGCUGAAGCAAGAUCAACGUACUAAUUAUAAUUAUGAACUUGUACUUGGAGAGCUGGACUAUGAAAAUAACAAUAUUAUAAUUUUCCAACAAGGACAAUACAAAAUGACAAUAAGUGUAUUGCUUAAAAAAUUGGUUAGAUAGUUUUCCUGGUAGAGUGUUCUAUUCUAUUGGGAUUGGGAGUUAGAAAUGAUUGGAAAUUAGUUUAAAAUCUGUGUAUGAUAGGAUAGAUUUUCUAAAAAAAAUCAUAAUAAUCACAAUCAAUCAAAUUCAAUCAUAAUCAUCGUCACACUCAUAUUAUUCGAAAAAUGCAAAGUAUGUGUCAUAACAAUAGUUCAACUGAUAUACCAAUCAGUAUUAAUGAGCAUUCACUAAUUAUCAAGAAUUCAUCAAUUCAUCAGAGUGGCUAUAAUAGAAUACAUGCAAAAAUAUGUGAGUUACCUCUAUUGUAAUGGAGUGUGAGUUACCUAUUCAUUAUUUUAUUGUUUUGAAAAAAUUGAAUACUGUUAUACGGUUGAAUUUCAAAAAUAAUAUGACUUAUUAAUGUUAGCAAUAUAUUCCAAGUCGAAUUCCAAGAAAUAUUAUCGCAAUAUGUGUGUUCUUACUAUAGAUCCAAUCUACUAAUUACCUACUGUUCAUUGUCUCAUGAAUAAUAUUUAGAUGAUUUUUUCAACUAUUUGCAAGAUGAUAAUACAUCUGGUGUAUAAUCUUACUGAUAUGUUAGAGUCUCACUUUGAAUGUUGGACUGUGAACUUAAUUCGAGCACACAAAGUGUGAUAUCUGAGUUGAUUAUUUUACUUUUAGUUAUUAAUUAUUGUAGCCUAUAUUAUCCUUCGGAACAUUCCAUUUAUAGAAAAGUGAUAGAGCUGUUGAAUACGUUAGAGAUGCAACUGUGAUAACUCAUUAAGGCAUAUCUCUAUACGUGCUUCUUUUAUCAACACGUUACCGAACAAGAUGUAGGUACCGUAUACACUUAUCAAUAAUUAUAUGCUAGUAACUGAAGAUUCAAUGAUUUGAGCUCCUUUCAAACGAUUCAGUGGAUCUGAUGUAUGCAAAAGUACCACAGUUGAAUGUCUACAAACAUAUUGCAAAAUUUACAGGAACAAAUCAGUAACUUGAACUUCGGACUUAUUGCUGUUUUAUCAAAAAUUGUCAAUAUGAAAAUAAAAUGAUUAUCAGAAUGUUGUCAUG